UAAACAUUGAAACCCCUACCUAAUAGUUUCAUCCUCCAUUCUCAAUUCCGAGCAACAAAGGUUAGAAAACUUAUCCAAAACCAAAUCCUCUUAAACCCUAGCCACCAUUUUCUCCCAAUUCCACACUACCAUGGCGUCAUUAAAUCUAUCCUCAUGCAACCUCUCUUCCUCCGCUUCCAUUUCUUCAUUCCCAUCUUCUUCCCGCAGAAAAACUACCAGCAACGUCGCUCUAACCAGGAAGAAUCGGAACCCUAAAGUCUCAGCCAUGGCCAAGGAGUUGUAUUUUAACAAAGAUGGUUCCGCUAUCAAGAAACUCCAAAAUGGUGUGAACAAGCUUGCGGAUUUGGUUGGUGUUACCCUUGGUCCUAAGGGAAGGAAUGUUGUUCUUGAGAGCAAGUAUGGUUCUCCUAAGAUUGUUAAUGAUGGUGUCACUGUUGCUAGAGAGGUGGAGUUGGAGGAUCCGGUUGAGAAUAUUGGUGCUAAAUUGGUGAGACAGGCGGCUGCCAAGACAAAUGACUUGGCUGGCGAUGGAACUACUACCUCUGUUGUUUUGGCUCAAGGUCUUAUUGCAGAAGGUGUUAAGGUUGUUGCAGCUGGUGCAAACCCUGUGCUUAUCACACGUGGUAUUGAGAAGACAGCGAAAGCUCUUGUUGCUGAACUUAAACUAAUGUCAAAAGAGGUUGAGGAUAGUGAAUUGGCUGAUGUGGCAGCAGUUAGUGCAGGGAACAAUCAUGAGGUAGGAAAUAUGAUAGCUGAGGCGUUGAGUAAGGUUGGUAGAAAGGGUGUCGUGACACUUGAGGAGGGAAGGAGUGCUGAAAACAAUCUGUAUGUUGUUGAGGGUAUGCAAUUUGAUCGAGGAUAUAUUUCACCCUACUUUGUUACUGACAGUGAGAAAAUGACUGUUGAAUUUGAGAACUGCAAGUUGCUUUUAGUUGACAAAAAGAUAUCCAAUGCAAGGGAUCUUAUUAACAUACUAGAGGACGCAAUUAGAAACGGAUUCCCUAUUUUGAUCAUUGCAGAGGAUAUUGAACAAGAAGCUUUGGCAACUCUUGUUGUGAACAAACUUAGAGGAUCACUGAAGAUUGCAGCACUUAAGGCUCCUGGAUUUGGAGAACGCAAGAGCCAAUACCUUGAUGAUAUUGCCAUCUUGACAGGAGGUACUGUUAUCAGAGAGGAGGUUGGCCUUAGCUUAGACAAAGCUGGGAAUGAGGUUCUAGGCACUGCGGCCAAGGUGGUGCUCACCAAAGAUACAACCACAAUAGUAGGUGAUGGAAGUACCCAAGAAGCAGUUACCAAGCGAGUUUCACAAAUUAAGAACCAAAUUGAGGCUGCAGAACAAGACUAUGAAAAGGAGAAGCUGAACGAAAGGAUUGCAAAACUGUCUGGUGGUGUGGCUGUAAUUCAGGUUGGUGCACAAACUGAGACAGAACUCAAGGAAAAGAAAUUGAGAGUUGAGGACGCUCUAAAUGCCACAAAGGCAGCUGUUGAAGAGGGUAUUGUAGUUGGCGGUGGGUGCACUUUGCUCAGACUUGCAUCAAAGGUGGAUGCAAUCAAGGCCACCCUUGCAAAUGAUGAAGAAAAAGUUGGAGCAGACAUUGUUAAAAGAGCUCUUAGUUACCCUCUGAAAUUAAUAGCAAAAAACGCUGGUGUAAAUGGCAGUGUUGUUAGUGAGAAGGUUCUAUCCAACGACGAUACGAGAUACGGAUAUAAUGCUGCCACUGGAAAAUAUGAAGAUUUAAUGUCGGCUGGGAUCAUUGAUCCAACAAAGGUGGUCAGAUGUUGCUUGGAACAUGCAGCCUCUGUUGCGAAAACAUUCUUAAUGUCAGACUGUGUUGUUGUUGAGAUAAAGGAACCCGAAGUUGCACCUGUUGGUAACCCAAUGGACAAUUCAGGAUUCGGUAUGUAGAAGUGGCAGCUGCUUAAAAUGGGAACACCAUUUUCCUCCUAUUUUUUUUCGAUGUAAUACACAAUUUGGUAGCUAUUUUAUUUGUAGGACCAAGUCCAAAUGUAGGACAGAUGGCUGUAGUGUAACGUAACAAUGACAUUUUUGUUUCUCUUGAGCUAAUAAUCGAAAAAGGUUUUGCAAAUCA
Medicago truncatula (barrel medic) is the source of this 2090-nucleotide messenger RNA. RefSeq names its product ruBisCO large subunit-binding protein subunit beta, chloroplastic. The record is from RefSeq and is a predicted model, not a curated record. Lineage: Eukaryota; Viridiplantae; Streptophyta; Magnoliopsida; Fabales; Fabaceae. The coding region runs from base 131 to 1906 and encodes 591 amino acids. Gene Ontology annotation, molecular function: ATP-dependent protein folding chaperone; ATP binding. The transcript has 14 exons. Gene Ontology annotation, biological process: protein refolding.